AUGUUCUCUUACGUCGAUCGCUACAAGGCGAAACUCUUGAUCAAGUUGCCGACACAGAUAUCCGACCGAGACGGAUCCUUGUCAGUCUUUUCGACGGCAACUGCUCAUACAUAUAAGGAGCAAUCCCAACAGGGUGGAAAUGACACGGCAACAGGACCAGCUCCGGUCUCCGCUCAGCCUACUGCGAAGAAUAACAGCCCUGUCGUGGUUUCUCACACCCCAGAGAAGCACUUUGCACAUUCAAGGUCUGAGGAUGAGAAUCCUUCUAGAGAGCAGACUUCCAUUGCUGCAUCAGCAGCACCUCGUCGAAGGCUGCAGAAUAAGAAACAGCGCCGAUUUUUCUCUAAAUCCUACUCUGGUGUGAGGAAGCUUUCUUCAACGAAGAAAGCUCUAAAUAUAUAUAAUAACAAUCGUCGGCACAACUAUGUGGCCGCACUACAGGCUCUGGCGACGACCAAGGAGGUCCGAGACCUUAUCGAAGUGUCCACCGAGGCACCAUCAUCCUCGUCGCCUAUGCUGGACCCGGCGCCCCAGGCAGAUGUCAGACUUGCAGAUGACGCCAAAGUGGUACCCCAUGUCCAACGUUGGUGUGAUCCAAUCCAGGAUCACAGCACUGGGGUGAAGGACCUAGAGCUCCAUUUUCGAGGGUUGAGCGUAGCGGACCCUGUCGAUGCCUUGGCCGAGCAAUUCUCAGCGCUGUGCAUCACACCAUCGGAUCCGGUCGACGCAAUAUUCGAGGACUUCUGGGGCUUGUCCAUCACCGGAAGACGGUCGUGGUGUUCAGAAGCGAGCAAGGCAGAGAAACCUGUGUGGAGCGACUGCCUUGCUCCAAAGUUUGAAAUCGAAGACGUGGAAAUGUCUGGUCUGGAUCCCGAGGAUGAGACCAAUAGCCGGAGACUUCCUCAAAGGCCAAGUGAGGGGUUUUUGAGGGAUGUCAUGACGGACGGUACCGAGGAAACGAAGGUUGUGCUUCAUACUUGGUGGUCGCCUACUCUCAUUGCGCCAGGGCAAGAUGUCACCAUGGGCGGCACUUAA
Messenger RNA from Bacidia gigantensis, 1035 nucleotides. RefSeq lists its product as uncharacterized. NCBI's taxonomy places the organism in Eukaryota, Fungi, Ascomycota, Lecanoromycetes, Lecanorales, Ramalinaceae. The record is from RefSeq and is a predicted model, not a curated record. The coding region runs from base 1 to 1035 and encodes 344 amino acids. The transcript is spliced from 2 exons.